Erinaceus europaeus (western European hedgehog) is the source of this 1078-nucleotide messenger RNA. RefSeq names its product nicotinamide riboside kinase 2 (gene NMRK2). Lineage: Eukaryota; Metazoa; Chordata; Mammalia; Eulipotyphla; Erinaceidae. Bases 124 to 711 code for a protein of 195 amino acids. The transcript has 7 exons. The record is from RefSeq and is a predicted model, not a curated record. Gene Ontology annotation, cellular component: cytoplasm.
CUGCCCGGGGCUAUAAAGACGGAGGGUUUUCUCAAUGAAGGUGGAGACGACGCUCUGCGGGGGGCCAGUCCAGCGGGGAGCCGGUCACAGAGUCCCUGAGUCCUCACUGCCGCCUCUGAGGCCAUGAAAUACAUCGUGGGAAUUGGAGGCGUGACCAAUGGCGGUAAGACGACGCUGACCAGCGGCCUCCUCAGAUCGCUCCCCAACUGCUGUGUGGUCCACCAGGACGACUUCUUCAAGCCCCAGGACCAAAUAGCAGUCGGGAAGGACGGCUUCAAACAGUGGGACGUGCUGGAGUCCCUGGACAUGGAGGCCAUGCUGAGCACCGUCAGGGCCUGGCUCGACAACCCCCCCAAGUUCGCCCGCGCCCACGGGGUCCCGGUGCAGCCCGGCCUCCCUGACACCCACAUCCUGGUCCUCGAAGGCUUCCUGCUCUACAGCUACAAGCCCCUGCUGGACCUGUACAGCCGUCGCUACUUCCUGACGGUGCCCUACGAGGAGUGCAAGCGGAGGAGGAGCACCCGGAGCUAUGAGGUGCCCGACCCCCCCGGCCUCUUCGACGGCCACGUGUGGCCCAUGUACCUGAAAUACCAGCGGGAGAUGGAGGAGGGCGGCGUGGACGUGGUCUAUCUGGACGGCACGCGGCCCCGCGCAGAGCUCCUGCACCAGGUCCUGGAGGAUUUGCACAACUCGCUGCUCAACUGCUCCUAGGAGGGGCGGGGCCUGGCCGGACGGGGCGGGGCCUGGCCGGAGAAAGACUGCGCGUGGGCGGGGCCGGGUGAGGGGCGUGGUCUGUGUGGGCGUGGCUAUGUUGCAGACCCCGCCCCGGGCCACCCGGACCCCCACCCUCUGCGACACCCACAAUCCCAGCCCCAUAAGGACCAGACCCGCAGCACCCCACCCCGGCCCAGCCGGAGCCUGACCCGUUCUGGACAAGGAGAGCGGACCCCCGCCCCCCACCCCCCGUUCCCCCCAGAGCCUCAGGGCUCCAGACCCAGCCCCUCCCCAUCCUCCUCAAGGUCUUUGUCUGCCACCCCCAGCAACUUUGGUAUUAAACCCGACAGUUUUUGUAACUUUG